Wasmannia auropunctata (little fire ant) is the source of this 4070-nucleotide messenger RNA. RefSeq lists its product as uncharacterized. Gene Ontology annotation, molecular function: tumor necrosis factor receptor binding; zinc ion binding; ubiquitin protein ligase binding. The transcript has 16 exons. The record is from RefSeq and is a predicted model, not a curated record. Gene Ontology annotation, cellular component: peroxisome; aggresome. NCBI's taxonomy places the organism in Eukaryota, Metazoa, Arthropoda, Insecta, Hymenoptera, Formicidae. Gene Ontology annotation, biological process: negative regulation of centriole replication; protein autoubiquitination. Bases 354 to 3665 code for a protein of 1103 amino acids.
GUUCGGUGGCCCGUCGGCCGUCGUCCUGUCACACACACUGUUUACGGAGCGUAGACUAACGGUUUUCGCAUCCUAAAAAAUUUCAUACGAGUCAACGAAAAACACGCGUACGUCCAUCCCCGUCUUUCCGUUCGCGUGGCCCGUACCGUCGCGGCGAGGAGCCCGCGUGAGCCCCGCGGAUCGUGCGCGAUGCCUCGUACGACCGUCGCCGUUGAACCGAACGAGCCGCGGUGAUCCAGAUUCUGGGACAUGUGCAUCGCGGACGGCACGCGUCGCGGUGAGGUGAUCGAUAUUCGAUAACGGUCGCGCGUCAUCGCUCGGCGUGUGUUGCGGCGUGCUUCGACGUCAAGAGGAUGGCCAGCCGGGACCCGUCGGUCUCCGCCAAAAUCGCGGACGACCACAGCGUCGAGACGUUGGCAGAAGUUUUCCGAUGUUUCAUUUGUAUGGAAAAGCUGAGAGAUGCACAUCUCUGCCCUCACUGCAGCAAAUUGUGUUGCUAUACCUGUAUUAGAAGAUGGCUCACCGAACAGCGCUCUCAGUGUCCUCACUGCCGCGCUUCUCUUCACUUGCACGAAUUAGUAAAUUGCCGUUGGGUCGAGGAAGUGACCCAGCAGCUUGAUACACUGCAAGCUGUUUGCAUAUCUAACUUUCGGCACGACGAUUCUAGCAGAGACAGAUGUGCAACGCAUCAGGAAAAAUUAUCUGUAUACUGCUGGACCUGCCGCAAGUGUAUUUGUCAUCAGUGCGCCCUUUGGGGAGGCACCCACUCGGGCCAUACCUUUAAACCUUUAGAAGAUGUUUAUGAUCAACAUGUUUCUCAGAUAAAAGCGGAAGUAGGUCAAUUGAAUAGACGACUCAUGGAAUUGAUCAGCCUCGUUCAAGAAGUGGAGAGAAACGUUGAAUCAGUGAGAGCUGCGAAGGACGAGAGAGUCAGGGAGAUCAGAAACGCGAUAGAAUUAAUGAUAGCUCGUCUGGAUUCUCAGUUGAAAGCCAAACUGCUGACCCUGAUGGGCCAGAAGAAUUCGUUGACUUUGGAAACCGAGCAGUUAGAAGCUCUGUUACAAGAGGUGGAAUAUCAAUUGCAUACCUGUACGCGUUCUGAGUUGAUUGUUAAGAGCGCCGAGCUUUCUCGCAAGAUACAUCAGGUUCGUAAAAAGCCAAUGACGAGUUUCGUCACUGCGCCAGUACCAGCCGACUUUCAUAGUGAAAUUGUACCAGGUUACGACAGCGCGACAUUUGCCAUGCAAAAUUUUACUCAGCUUCAACUGAAAGCUGACCCAGUGUAUUCUGCGCCAUUACACGUGAACGGACUGUGCUGGCGAUUGAAAGUAUAUCCGGAUGGCAAUGGAGUUGUACGCGGAAAUUAUUUGUCAGUAUUUUUAGAACUCAGCGCUGGAUUGCCAGAGACUUCGAAAUACGAGUACAGAGUUGAAAUGAUUCAUCAAGGUUCGCGUGAUACGAGUAAAAAUAUCGUUCGUGAAUUUGCAUCCGACUUUGAAAUUGGCGAAUGUUGGGGAUACAACAGAUUCUUUCGGUUAGACUUACUCGCGACGGAAGGUUACUUAAAUACAGAAUUGGAUACUCUCAUAUUGAGAUUCCAAGUACGACCACCAACAUUUUAUCAACGCUGUAGAGAUCAACAGUGGUACAUUAGCCAAUUAUUGACAGUUCAAAAUCAAUACAUCACUCAAAUUAAUGAAUUAAAGGAGAGACUAGCGAUAGAAAUUUCUCGCAAUGCCAUGGCGGCUACCAGAGCUACUAAUGGAACUAGUGGAACGAUAUGCGGAGCAACUGUAAAUGCAUCGUCGUUAUCUACGCAGCAACAGCAGCAGCAACAACAAGAUGUAGGCGACUCAAUGACCAAUUCAAAUACUACACGAACAAUUGAUACGUAUCCCACUUCGAAUGGAACACCAGUGAGAUCGAUACCAAGUACGCUUCCUAGUAAUGGCAACUCGACGAUACCAAGCGAUCAACUGAUGCCGAUGUGCGAGCUGAGCGAGCUCACGGGUAUGCAUACCCUCAGCUCUACGUCGAUCCUGUCAUCGAAGACACCGUUGAAAGCGCAUCGUCCCAACAGCAAUCUGAACGUUAUCGAGACCGAGGGCACGUCAUCGCCACGUCGCGCCAACGACAUGUCUCUAAGGGAUUGCCAAGCCGCGGGAAUUCACUUGGCUUCCUCGUCGUCACCCUAUUCGUCGCCUAACGUACUCGGUCAUCAGUCGCUGAAUCUGUUGUCCAAUAAUAGCGCCAGCGAUCCCCUGCUGUCUUCAUCGGUAUUAACGUCGAUGACGAGCAACGCGCAUCGAGUUAACGGCUCAAACGUUGUGGAAAGCGAAGCCGCGCAACGUUGCACCAAUGAUGCAUCGCCGGGAGAGUGCCAGACUGCCAACACCGGUGUCCACUCCCCAUCGUUCUACUUGUCUCCGACCGGUUUAAAUCUCUCGUCCAGUAGCAGCAGCAGCAGCAGCGACAGUGGCGAAUUGAGCGAGCACGACAUUUACAUGGACGAAUGCGAGCACAACGAGCCUAACAUCACGCUUUUGGAUUUGACGAAUGAUGAAAACGAUGUGGACGACGAGACGAUGUCAGGAGAGAAUGACGUUGAAGUGGCGGAAUCUCUUGCCUCUUGGGUUCAAAAUAAACAGCGUACAAAACAACAAAAUAAUAGGGAUGCCGAUGCUUGCAGGUUGAGGCAAAUAAUGCUGCUGCAAUUGUUCGAGAUGCAGGACAGGAACGCGACGUGGAACUCAUUAUGUCUUAGUCAACAAGCGGACGGGAACUGCGAUUCUAGGGGCACGCUCGCGAAUCUACGACGUCACAGUUCCAGUCCGUUGCACUGCAACGCUCCGGCGCAAUCCGCCGCAACUGCGGUGUACUCGCACAAGCACCCUGAGCUCGACACUGCCGUUUGCAAUGAUUUAAAUUUAAGCACCGACAACAAGCAUCCUAAUUGCGCCUUCCAUUCCCAACCGCAAAUGCUUUGCGGCGCUAAGGCCAAAUUGAGCCGAUUGCCGAGCAUCUGCCAGUCGGAUCUAGCCGUGACGAUGGCUUCCGGCAGUCAAAUAACCAGAUCCGAACCAGCGACGCGUUCCAAUUCGAUAGACUGCGAAAACGAUAUCCCGAAGCUGCCACUAGCUAAUAAAGUCAAUCAUGACGUGGAAUCGUCUAGAUUGCGUCUAGAUCUCAUAGUGCCAAACGUGCUCCUAGACAGUAAUAAAAUCAUGUCAAAGCAUUUAUUGUCUCGGCGCCAAUCAUCCCCGAGCUCGUCUACUAGCUUGAAUUUAAUAAGUGAUAAUAGCAAGAUAUUCGAGUUCGAACAAUUAUUCGAAGGUAUUCAAUUGUCGCCGGGCUCGCAGAAAGAUGCAACCACAUGUGGUGCAAAAUCCAGGAAAAACGCUUUGUCCGACACAAAGAAUAACGCUUGCACUACCAGUGGAAGUUCCGUCGCACUCUCAAUGGCGCAAGAGAGUACAUCAUCACCUACAAACACUGCUAUAACAGUAGACAGUAUUCCUAGUCCUAACAGUUACAGCUGGUCACCAGCAUUAUAUCAGCACACUCACGGACAAAAAGCUGUUUUAGACAUAGCUGUACAAGGUUCUUCAAAUAAUACUAGUAAGAUUAUUGAUAAGUCCAUAGAGGAAGCCGCCAGUUUGCCGUAAUAAUUUAUAUGACUUAAAUAACUAUAACAUAGCAGUUGUUCUGUGAUUUCCAUUUCAUCAAAUGUUAAUGAUAAUCACGAAAUUGAGAGAGAAAGUAAUAAUAUUAUUCUAUCAAACAGAAUUCUAGGACGCAUACACAUUUACAUUGUACGUUUUACUUUCCUCAUUUCUCAAAAAUCAACAAGAUAUCUCUCGAUUACACAUUAUAGAGUACAAAAUCUAACAAUACAUGACUGCUCCAUUUUCAGCUGCUUACUACGCGUAUGCAAGAUUAUUAUCUUUAAAGUUGCAUUCCAAGAAGUGUGUAGGAUAAGAUGGUUUAGAAUAUAUUAUUUAAUAUUAUUUAUUUCUUACAUAUGGUUACACAUCCAGAAAGAACAAUAAAUAAAGAUUAGUAAUAAAUUA